AGUGAACAUAAGAGUUCCGUGAUUUCCGUGAUGUCCUUGGAGGGAAAUGCAGAUACACCUGUCAGCAAAUAUAUGGAUCAGCUGUUGUCGUUAAUGGUGUGUAACCAUGAGAAAGCGGUACUUCAAAUACGGACCAACGAUAAGGACCUGGUGGGUCUAGAAUUGAGUCCUGCUCUUUAUCUGGUGCUAUUUAACAAAUCGAAGGAGACUAUCAGCAAGUUUUUUGACUCCCAAGGACAGAUUUUAUUGACUGAUACCAACACUCAAUUUGUAGAGCAAACCCUAGCUAUAAUGAAGAACUUGCUAGAUAAUCAUACUGAAGGCAGCUCUGAACAUCUAGAGCAAGCUAGCAUUGAAACAAUGAUGUUAAAUAUGGUCAGGUAUGUUCAUGUGCUUGGGAAUAUGGUCCAUGCAAUUCAAAUAAAAACGAAACUGUGUCAGUUGGUUGAAGUAACGAUGGCAAGGAGAGAUGACCUCUCAUUUUGCCAAGAGAUGAAAUUUAGAUGA
Messenger RNA from Symphalangus syndactylus (siamang), 507 nucleotides. RefSeq names its product neurofibromin-like. The record is from RefSeq and is a predicted model, not a curated record. NCBI's taxonomy places the organism in Eukaryota, Metazoa, Chordata, Mammalia, Primates, Hylobatidae.